Closterium sp. Naga37s-1 is the source of this 345-nucleotide messenger RNA. NCBI's taxonomy places the organism in Eukaryota, Viridiplantae, Streptophyta, Zygnematophyceae, Desmidiales, Closteriaceae. The record is from the annotation of a GenBank genome assembly.
AUGGGAGGGCGGGUGGGGAUUGUUGCUGGUGCGCAACGGGCGGGGCUGGUGGCUGGAACGGGGGGGAUCGCCGGGGUUCGUGUCGAGCGGAACGGGGGAGAGGAUGGGGCAACGGACAGGGUGCAGACUGGCGCUGGUGCAGACAGCCGCCUCUGUAGCAGCCGCGAGAGGGGAGACAACGAGGGAGGGGGAGGGGGGAUAGAGGGGCGGGUGGCAGAGCAUGCGGCUGGCACUGGCGGUUGUGCUCUGGCGGUGUCUCUGCUGGUGGUGUCUCUGAUGGCGGUGUCUCUGCUGGCGGUGGCGCUGUUGGCGGUGGCGCUGCUGGCGAGAUCGCUGGCGGUGUAG